AUGAAAUCGACUUUUACUCUUGUGACACUUAUGUGUCUGUCCCUUCCGAUUACCGCCAGUCCCGUUGCCAGAUAUAAGGCAGAAAAGAGAGUACUCUCAGACAUAGGGUGCUAUCUAUGUAAACCAGGACCUUGGUCAGUUGCCCCAGACUGUACCGCCAGUAAUAGUGCCCUGAUCAGCAGUUUCAACAACCCCCCCAAAACUAUAAAAUUCGACCCGUCUGAUUUCUGCUCUCAUUUCCUGCAGCCUUACACCUACAAAAUAUCCCCCCAGAUUAUAACUGGGGUCUUCACAGAUGUUUCAAGAGUAACGGUACAGGCAACAACGACAACCACGGAUGUCUCCCAACCAACAGUCACUAUUUACUGCCCGAUCAAAAAUGAUGAUGCAACUUGUGGAAUCAGCGCAGAUACUAUAGAUCCCACGGCCAUGCAAGAGGAUUGGGCGUCCAGUCCACCAGUAAACGAUCCGAAAGAUUGCCACCAGACGUGUCUUUCACUUCCUCAUUGCAAGAGCUACCGGGUUUCCGAAUUCAUAGAUCCUAAAGGAUCGUGGAACUGUGAUAUCUUCCGCAUUGCCUUAGGAAAGGACGGAAAGAAUGUGCCUGGUGGCAGGCCAGGUGAUCAGUUUUUUGACCGGGACUGUCCAGAGCACGUGCCAUCACAGUGUGGACCACAAAAGAGAGCCUUUGAUAAGGAUAUUCAUAGCCCAGCAGCGGCGGUCAAAGCUCCAGCAGUGGCGGUUAUAACUCCAGCAGCGGCGGUCAUAACUCCAGCUCCAGUGCCUCGGGAUGCCGCAGCACAGCUGCAGGGUCGAGAUUGGACCCUGCCAGACUACCUGUCAUCCACUUGGGGGUUCGACAUUGGCCCAUAUUGGAUCUAUCAAGCUUGUUCUUGUGUUAUAUCGUCCCCACUACCGAUGCUUUCCCUCCCGUCUAAGGCGACUUACUAUUCCUACACGGCUACAGUGAAAACAACAACUACAACAACACAGACAAAAACUAUAUAUACCGAGGUCCAUCACACCACGGUAUAUACGAGCAUCGCAUAA
This is a messenger RNA of Venustampulla echinocandica, 1050 nucleotides long. RefSeq lists its product as uncharacterized. The transcript has 6 exons. Bases 1 to 1050 code for a protein of 349 amino acids. NCBI's taxonomy places the organism in Eukaryota, Fungi, Ascomycota, Leotiomycetes, Helotiales, Pleuroascaceae. The record is from RefSeq and is a predicted model, not a curated record.